Messenger RNA from Pygocentrus nattereri (red-bellied piranha), 1307 nucleotides. It is a transcript of the gene gapdh, whose product is annotated as glyceraldehyde-3-phosphate dehydrogenase. Gene Ontology annotation, biological process: glucose metabolic process. Bases 116 to 1117 code for a protein of 333 amino acids. Gene Ontology annotation, molecular function: oxidoreductase activity, acting on the aldehyde or oxo group of donors, NAD or NADP as acceptor; NAD binding; NADP binding. NCBI's taxonomy places the organism in Eukaryota, Metazoa, Chordata, Actinopteri, Characiformes, Serrasalmidae. The transcript is spliced from 12 exons. The record is from RefSeq and is a predicted model, not a curated record.
UAGGCCAUCACACCAGAGAUAAAUUUUGAGCGGGCCUGAAUUCCCUCCUCACUCUCACAGCUGCUGGGACCGACAGAGCCUGCUCACACACGAGGACAAGACCAAAGUGGGCAAAAUGGUUAAAGUUGGCAUCAAUGGAUUUGGCCGCAUUGGGCGUUUGGUGACCCGUGCUGCCUUCACAUCCAAGAAGGUGGAGAUUGUAGCAAUCAAUGAUCCCUUCAUUGAUCUGGAUUACAUGGUUUACAUGUUCAAGUAUGACUCCACUCAUGGAAAGUACAAGGGUGAGGUGAAGGCUGAGGGUGGCAAGCUGAUCAUUGAUGGACAUGCCAUUAAGGUUUUCAGCGAGAGGGACCCAGCCAACAUUAAAUGGGCUGAUGCUGGUGCUCAGUAUGUUGUGGAGUCUACUGGUGUUUUCACCACUAUUGAGAAGGCCUCUGCUCAUUUGAAAGGUGGUGCCAAGAGAGUCAUUAUCUCUGCCCCCAGUGCUGAUGCCCCAAUGUUUGUCAUGGGUGUCAACCAUGAGAAAUAUGACAAGUCCCUUGCAGUAGUCAGCAAUGCCUCUUGCACUACCAACUGCUUGGCACCUCUGGCCAAGGUCGUCCAUGAUAAAUUUGGCAUCAUUGAGGGCCUUAUGAGCACUGUUCAUGCAAUCACAGCCACCCAGAAGACAGUUGAUGGUCCCUCUGGUAAGCUGUGGAGGGAUGGCCGUGGUGCCAGCCAGAAUAUUAUCCCAGCCUCCACUGGCGCUGCCAAGGCUGUGGGAAAAGUCAUUCCUGAACUCAAUGGCAAGCUGACUGGAAUGGCCUUCCGUGUCCCCACUCCCAAUGUGUCAGUGGUUGACUUGACUGUUCGUUUGGAGAAGCCUGCCAAGUAUGAUGACAUUAAGAAAGUGAUCAAGGAAGCCUCUGAGGGGCCCAUGAAGGGCAUUCUGGGAUACACAGAACACCAGGUGGUGUCCACAGACUUCAAUGGUGACUGUCGCUCCUCCAUCUUUGAUGCUGGUGCUGGAAUUGCCCUCAAUGAUCACUUUGUGAAGCUGGUGACAUGGUAUGACAAUGAGUUUGGCUACAGCAACCGUGUCUGUGACUUGAUGGCCCACAUGGCUUCCAAGGAGUAGAUAUGACCUUUUGACAUGAUUUGAAUGUUCUCCCUCAUUACAGCUGCCUGAAGUGCCAUACUUUAAAGACCAAUUUUUUAUAUGGAAAUGCCCUGUUCUGUUUCUGUGUGAGGUUGAAGUGGAUACUGAAAUGUUGAAGGCAUCUGUCUUUCAACCUGUGACCUGAAUAAAGUCAUCUGCUGUGAAUUAA